AUGGCUGCCAACGAAUACUACCAUGCGAACAUCCCCAAUCCCCCCAGCUACGAACAAGUAGCGGGUGGGCAUACCGGACAACCCCCCCAUCUCAACACCAACACCCCUGGGUACGGCUUCCAGAGCCACAGUCCCGUCAGCCAGAUCAGCCACCACGACGACCCAUCCGCCCCCUAUCACAACCGUCAAAGUCAACAGUCACUACAAUCAGACGCUGGAGCAUACCCAGCAGCUGGACGAGUCGCAGAUGGCGACCACUAUGCAGAGAAUAUUCCGCUGAAGGCGCAGACGCAGUUUGGAAACAACCCGGAAUGGAUGCACCAGCAGACACAAUACCCACCUCCCUCACCGGGGGCCCUGGAGAAUCGGCGGCGGAGAGGAGAUCAGAAUAGGAAGGGCUUCUUCCGCAAGAAGCCUGCGUGGGUAACCUGGACCUUGACAUUGGCGCAGGUUAUCGUGUUUAUCGUGGAAUUGGUGAAAAUGGGCACCUUGACCGGAUCACCAAUCGAGACCAAGCCCUCCUUCAACCCUAUGAUCGGUCCUUCUCCAUAUAUCCAAAUCUACAUGGGCGCCCGCUACGAUCCAUGCAUGAAGAACAUCCCCGGUGUCCAAAACUCCAGCGUGCCAAUCAGCUGGCCCUGCCCCAAUACCACUACGACCACAUACGGUUGCAAUCUCUCAGACCUGUGUGGAUUUGGCGGCGUACCGAACCCCAGGGUCGGCGGCUCGCUCGACGACACGCCCGCCCCGAACCAGUGGUUCCGCUUCAUCGUCCCCAUCUUCUUGCACGGUGGGUUCGUCCACAUCGGUUUCAACCUGCUGGUGCAGUUGACGAUGGGCGCAGACAUGGAGCGCAUGAUCGGAAUGUGGCGGUACACCCUGACCUACUUUGCCAGCGGUAUCUUCGGUUACGUGUUUGGUGGAAACUAUGCCUCGCAACUUCAGCCGAGUACCGGGUGCUCUGGUUGCUUAUUCGGUAUCAUGGCACUUUUCCUACUGGACCUGCUAUACGACUGGCCCCAGCGUGAAUCGCCAUGGGUGGAAUUGAUCAUCAUGGUCGUCGGAGUAGCCGUUUCUUUCGUGCUCGGUCUGCUCCCAGGUCUGGACAAUUUCUCCCAUAUUGGGGGGUUCAUUAUGGGUCUGGCCAUGGGUCUUUCUCUCCUACGGUCGCCCAAUGCCCUGCGCGAGCGCAUCGGGCUCGUUCGCCAGCCCUAUGUCGCCAUGAGCGGUGGUGCUGGAGCCGACCCCGCCGACAAGCGGAAAACCACCUCUGUCAUGGACUUUUUCAAGGGCAAGGGCAACAUGGUUUCGUCCAGCGGAGAUGACAAGCCCAAGGGCCCGCUUGGCUUCUUCAAGGGCCGCAAGCCUCUGUGGUGGGUCUGGUGGCUGGUGCGCGCGGGUGCCUUGGUCGCAGUGUUGAUUGGAUUCAUUAUGUUGAUUGUUGAUUUCUACAAAUACCCUUCGUCGAAUUGCUCUUGGUGCUAUCGGUUGAGUUGCCUGCCCGUCAAGGACUGGUGCAAGCAGGAUACUCUGCAGACCUCUUCUACUACCACUAGCACCUAG
This is a messenger RNA of Penicillium daleae, 1563 nucleotides long. RefSeq names its product rhomboid family membrane protein. The record is from RefSeq and is a predicted model, not a curated record. Gene Ontology annotation, molecular function: serine-type endopeptidase activity. Bases 1 to 1563 code for a protein of 520 amino acids. The transcript is spliced from 3 exons. Lineage: Eukaryota; Fungi; Ascomycota; Eurotiomycetes; Eurotiales; Aspergillaceae. Gene Ontology annotation, biological process: proteolysis. Gene Ontology annotation, cellular component: membrane.